CGAGUGACAUCAUUUUCCCCGCCGCUUAUAAGCCCCCCGGUGUAGACUCCCAAGGAGUCCGUUUGGGGAGAGUUUUCCGACGUGAGGCGGGAGGCCAAAGGCUUCGGGACGGAGAGAGUUCCCCGCACGCUGGUUGGGGCAUGGGCCUCUCCAAGAAGAGCUCGCCCGCCCCGACGGAGGGAUGGGAGCUGGAAGGGACGGCCGAGAUCCCCAAACCGCCGCCGUCGCGGCCCAAAAGCGGCUACCCGCAGAAGAACGCGGAGACGCUGAGCAGCCAGUACGGGCUGCACCUCUUCCUGGCGGGGCUGCUGGUGAUGCUGGCCUGGGCGGUGCACGCGGUGGGCGCUUCCAAGGCCGCCGUCUUCGCCUAUCUCAUCACCCUCAUGCUGCUCCAGAUCCUCUGGAUGGCCUGGUACAUCUGCCGCCGCAACGCCCAGAAGCGGCUCAUCCAGGGCAAGGACACCCACGCCGGGGCCCGCUGGCUGAAGUGUGCAAUUACCUUAUUUGCAUUGAUUACGUUAAUCAUGGAUUCUUUCAAGAUUGGAUUCUUCAUUGGAUUUUCAAAUUGCUUAUCUGUCACAGAAGGUAUUUUUCCAGUGACGCAUGCAGUGCAUACACUACUGCAGGUGUACUUCUUAUGGUGCCAUGCCAAGGAUAUUAUCCAAUCAUUCAAAACACUAGAGAGCACAAUAUUCCUGUGCCUUCUUUUCCUCAGCAGCUGAUUCCCCCUUCUGCAUCGCUCCUCCUGCACCUGCUUGUUACUAGGUUUGGCGUGAUCCAUUCGGUGUUUACAAAUCUUCUUUUGUGGACAAAUGGUGUACUAACAGAAUCAAAGCAUCAACUUAAUAAUCACAAAGAAAGAUUAAUUACUCUUGGAUUUAGAAACAUAUCAAUAGAAUUGGAUGAUCAUGAACCAAACUGUAAUUGUAGCAUCCAAGGCCUCUGUUCCAUAUUUUCCCAAGGAGUAUACUACUUAUACCCCUUCAAUAUUGAAUAUCACAUUUUAGCAUCCACAGUGCUCUAUGUGCUAUGGAAGAAUAUUGGACGCAACAUUGAACAUGUUCACCAACACAAGAUGGCUUUUAAGUUUCAAGGCAAAACAAUGGGCACUAUUUUGGGACUAGCUGUGUUCAUUACAACUAUAGCAAUUGUUGUUGUCUAUUUGAUUCAGAUUGGGCGUUCGAAAAUAAAGAGUGAAUCAGCACUUAGGAUGUUUUAUUUGUAUGCUAUCACCGUACUGACACUUAUGUGUGUAGCUGGGAUAGUUGCUCUCCUGAUUUACAGAUAUGAAAACAAAUCACUGGAUGUUUCAAAAAAUCCCGCUAGGAAGCUUGAUGCAGACUUACUGGUUGGAACAGCUUCAGGAUCCUGGCUUCUUUCCUGGGGUUCCAUUCUUGCAAUUAUCCUUGCUGAAACCCAUCCUGCCUACACAUGGUUCAAUCUGCCCUAUUCCAUUCUUGUCAUAAUUGAGAAAUAUAUUCAGAACCUCUUCAUCAUUGAAUCCAUACACCGUGAACACGAAAAGGUCAACGAUGACAUUAAAACACUCCGGAUUGCUACGGUAUCCAAUGGAAGCACUCUGUCCCUAGCCCCUUCCUACAAAGAAAUAUAUAAUGGAACCAGUGGCAUUGACAAUGGCAAGUUACCACAAGUGGUCAACGGAAACUGUAUUCUGCCCGAGAGCAAUGGAAGCGGUUCUUUAGAUGAAGAAAAAAGUGACACCAGUGCGCCAGUCACUCCCUCUACCUCUGAUUUCUCACUAAACAGCAAGAAACGACCUAUCAGCAACAAAAGGACCAUCCUGAUGAAUAUUGCUGCAUUUUUGUUAUUGUGCAAUCUCUCACUUUGGAUUCCUCCCGCUUUUGGCUGCCGCCCUGAAUAUGACAAUGGAUUGGAAGAAAUGGUUUUUGGAUUCGAGCCUUGGAUCAUUGUUGUUAACCUUGCAAUGCCCUUUUCGAUUUUCUAUCGGAUGCACUCAGCAGCCGCCCUUUUUGAGGUCAGUUGCAAAACAUGACGUCCGUGAAUACAAUACUGUGGAUGGAUGAGAAGUUGACAGGAUAGAGAUCUUAUCGAAAUAGAGUGUGCAAUCAUUUGAAUGAAUAGAAGAUGAAGACGAUAAAGACAUUCAUUGCAUGGAACACGUCAUACCUCAUCAGUCACACUCUCUUGAUAGACUAGGCAAUCAUUAAUACUGUCCCUGUAUUUUUUAUGUCUUCAUAGCAAAGUUCUAGCCAUGAUUACUCAGAGGUGCAUUUCAUUAUGUUCACUGAAGUUUACUCCUGUGCAUAGGAUUGCAACAUUAUUUAACAAAAACAUGACUGAACUUUUCAUCGACUAACCAUUUGAAGUCCACUAUAAAAUAUAUUCCAGAUAUUUAUUUAUAUUGCAGUUUUCUUUGAGUUUGUUGAGCUCUGUUGUCCACAAUGAAACAUGUAUGGCAUGGUUCUGCUACAUUGUCAGCACAAUCCUAUACAUGUUGGCUUAAAAGUAAGUCCAGUUUAGUGUGUUGGGACUUACUUACCUGUUGGUAGAUACAGGAUUAUGUUUUAAAUUGCUUUUAAGUCCCAUGACUAUAAGAGGAAAUAAUUAAACAAUGGGACUCUAAAAUGUGCCUUCAUCAUAUGCAGAAAUCUAAAUAUUGAUUCAACCUAUGAUUAAUUUAAUGCUUGAAAUACUGAAAGCAGUGUUAAUAUUUCAUAAGACUACCUACCUACAAAACUAAAUAUCAGAUAUCAAAAAUGUAUGUAUUAUGAUAAACCUUGGCAUCAGAAUUGUUUUGUACAUGUUCUGUAUAUUUUUAUAUUUGUUCAUGAGAUGAAAAUCAAUAAAUAAUGGAGUUAUUUUUCAUUCCA
This is a messenger RNA of Anolis carolinensis (green anole), 2852 nucleotides long. It is a transcript of the gene otop1, whose product is annotated as otopetrin 1. Gene Ontology annotation, cellular component: membrane. The transcript has 7 exons. The record is from RefSeq and is a predicted model, not a curated record. Lineage: Eukaryota; Metazoa; Chordata; Lepidosauria; Squamata; Anolidae. Gene Ontology annotation, biological process: proton transmembrane transport; inner ear morphogenesis. Gene Ontology annotation, molecular function: proton channel activity. The coding region runs from base 182 to 2014 and encodes 610 amino acids.